Messenger RNA from Meloidogyne enterolobii, 467 nucleotides. NCBI's taxonomy places the organism in Eukaryota, Metazoa, Nematoda, Chromadorea, Rhabditida, Meloidogynidae. The record is from the annotation of a GenBank genome assembly.
UCAUUCUUCUCUUCUUUUGUUGGAUUCUGUUCUUCUUCGCUUUCCUCAUCUUCAGGCCUUUUUUCAGAAAUAACACAGGCUUCUUCAAAAUUAUUCCCUUCAUUUCCAUAAUUAAUUUGUGGAUUAACAGAUGAAGUCCCUUCUCUAUUAUCAGCUUGAAUCGGAAGAACUUGUCGAGCUCUCAUUUCUAGACGGUAUUUUUGAUUUCUUUCUCGCAUUUUUUCUUUAUUCUGUUGGUAGUAUUUUCGAUUUAAUUCUCUCAGGUUUGCUCUAUUCUGUUCGUAGUAGUUUCGAUUAUAUUCAUGACGUCUUGCAUUAUUCCUUCGGUAGUGGUCUCGAUAGACUUCUCUUCUAUUUUUUCUAAAAUAUAAAUUUGAAUUAUAUUUUAAAAGAACAAAUCGUGUCCAAAAUUGGGUUAAGUAAUCCAAUCUAAUUAAAAAAUAUCUUAGCGUAUUCACUAUAUUAAA